AUGCGCGAGAGAAGUCGAGUCGCCGUUCUGCUCUUCCUAAUUUUGCCUGCGGUCCUCGGGAUCAACGACCGGCGAUGGCGUAAGUUUUUUGGAGUGCUGCAUUAUCAUUCUAGAUUCGAAGGGAGUACUGUAGGCAAUGGCCAAUAUAACAAUUUCUAAUUUUAAAAGGAAAAGCCCCGAGAUUCCCUUGUUUUUUGUAAGGCCCUGCAUUUUAAUGAAACCUUAGGCCAAUACUUGAAGCAUAUCAAAAACUAUCUCUUACCCCAUCUAAACCCAUCGAAUAUUCCUUAUUUUUAUCACAGCCUGCAACCGAGAGCGCCAAUGUUACCAGAACCACGAAUGCCCUACAGGUCACUAUCGAAUCCUCCUAGAGAUGCCCUCUUCCCGUCCCCUAGACCAUUGUGUGUGCACCUGCGUCCGGGAUGUCUUAUUCAGCGCAAAGAGAAGACUGCAAUCUAAGAGAAGCCGAAGAAUGAAGCCCCAACACCAUUAA
This is a messenger RNA of Bursaphelenchus xylophilus (pine wood nematode), 493 nucleotides long. Lineage: Eukaryota; Metazoa; Nematoda; Chromadorea; Rhabditida; Aphelenchoididae. The record is from the annotation of a GenBank genome assembly.